This is a messenger RNA of Mesorhabditis belari, 414 nucleotides long. The record is from the annotation of a GenBank genome assembly. Lineage: Eukaryota; Metazoa; Nematoda; Chromadorea; Rhabditida; Rhabditidae.
AUGAGCAAUUUGAUUGCCACCUCGUUGAAUCUUGCCACCACAGAGCCAUUCAAACUUUCACAGAUUUUUUUGCCUGACAUCGAAUCCCAAAAUCCGUCAAGCACAUUGGAAUCUACAGGAUAUUUAUCGAGAGAAAAAUGUUUGCCAGGAUCCACACCAGUAACAAAUAAUGAGACAGAUCAAUGGUCUACAGCCUCGAUUACGACAAGUAAAGCCAAUGCUUUAGAGGGCAUGGAAAAGUUUAUCCUAAAAGGCGGCUGCUCAAAGACUUUCCCUCGCCCAGAGACUUCACCAAGGCAUUACCCAUUUACCGAAAGAAAGUUUUGGACAAAAGAAGAGCAUCGUCACUGGAAACGCGCUUAUGAAGAUGGAGCGAUUGACGGGAUCGGGCACAGAGAUAUUAUCGACCAUCUU